AUGGGAAACAGCCAAGCGAAAGAGGCUCGCCCCAGCUCCUCCCGGGGGCAUGGGAGGCCGGCGAGCACCCGCCCUCCCGCUUCACCCACCGCAUCCGGUCCUGGCGAGGUCUCGCGGCAUGAGCGAUCAAAUAGUGGGGUAUACAGCUCGCGGAGCGGACGCGGAAGCCGGCAUGACCUCUCCUUCCUCGGCAUUGGAGGGGGCUCUGAGCGCGACCCGGCUCUAGAACCGCGACGGGAGACCAAGGCAGAGCGAGAAGCGCGGAAGCUGGAGAAGGAACGCCAGCUCCGGGUGCAGGAACGCGAGCGGAGUAUCCGCGAAGAGGGCGUCGAUGGCGGCUAUCUCGUCACGCUCGGCACCUACACCGGUCCGGAGGACUUCAGCAAGCCCGUUGUGCGGCAGUUGCAGAUUGAGCGACGACUGGCCCCGUUCUGGAAGGGCCUCAACGACCACGAAGACACUUGGACGGAGCAUCAGCUUGUUGCCGUUGUCAAUGGCUUGCCUCUCCCUGCGCCUGACGACGUUCCUCCAGAAGAGCCUCCUCGGCCCAACAAUCUCAGUGCAGAAUGGAAUCCGCGCAGCUCGAACCCGAACAUCAAUAAUCUUACAGUCCCAAUUACAGGCCGCUCCAUGUCGCAGAACUCAGAUCGCUCAGCGACUCUGUCGCCGUCACAUCCCGCCUUCUCACUUCCCUCGCCCACCUCACCAAUCGCCGCAUCGCCAUCUUCGUCUCCUUUCUUCCGUGGACGUGCAAAAACACUAGCUGCACUUACAACAGGCUCCCGCAACAACUCACAAACCGAGAUGACACCGCAAGAGAUUCAGCUUCCAAAGGACCCCUAUGUCAACGGCCAGCGCAUCGAAGCUUUCCUGUAUAAGAACGCCUCCGAGUGCCCUAUAUGCUUUCUAUAUUACCCGCCGUAUCUCAAUAAAACGCGAUGCUGCGACCAAACAAUCUGCUCGGAAUGCUUCGUGCAGAUUAAGAGACCUGAUCCUCAUCCCCCAGAGCACCAUGAUCCGAGCAAUCCGCCGGCCGAGCCACAGGAAGAUGGUAUGUUGGUAUCAGAACCGGCGUGUUGCCCUUUCUGCGUGCAGCCCGAGUUUGGUGUCACAUACGAACCCCCACCGUUUAGAAGAGGGCUGGCGUACGCUAACCAAGGCCAACAACCGUUCGCCAGCGCAGCGUCUGCAAUGUCCUCGACGUCGUCGCUGAAUUCGCAGGGACUCACUUCUCCAGGACGGAGGAGAGCGGCAUCCCUUGCAGCCACCGAUGCCUCGGUUAUCACGACUGAUCGUGUACGACCCGACUGGGCAAAGAAGUUGGCUGACGCUAGGGCGCACGCUUUGCGAAGGGCGGCAGCGGCUACGGCCCUGCAUAACGCUGCUUACAUGAUGGGCAAUCUCCAGUCAGACAGUCGCGGCUUCAGCCUAGGGCGACGAAGGAGAACGAUGUUCGGCAACGACAGUGUUAGUAGCAGCGGACAUGGCACCCCUCGUCGCGACGGCGAUGUAAACGCUCUUCUUGUAGCAGCAGCAUCUCAAGGAUCAUCAAGUCGGAAUGAGGGGCAAAACGAUCUACUUCCUGGCCGUCAUAGUUCAAGAAGGGGCAACAGGCUUGAAGAUCUCGAAGAGCUCAUGAUGAUGGAAGCUAUCCGGUUGAGUCUUGCUGCAGAAGAAGAGCGCAAGAAGAAAGAAGAGAAGGAAGCCGCGAAGGAAGCAAAGAAGGAAGAGAAGAAGAAGGUCAAGGAGGCGAGGAAAGCUGAGAAAGCUUCGCGGAAGAGCGGUUUCUUUCCCUUGGCGGUUCAGGAUGGGGCCGAUGAAGACAUUGCGGGAAGUUCAUCAUCUGCUGCAGGAAAAGGAAAGGCAGUAGAUCGAUCAGGUGGACACGCCGGGUUCAAUCCCCUAUGUGAGCCUACAUCGACAGUGAACGCGCCUUCAUCAAAACAGGAUCCGCAAAAGCAUCUGGAGCAAAGUCGCGCGCACAUACAGAGAGAAGCAUCGAGCACAGGGGCGCCGAGUCCGUUCGAUCCAUUCUCCGAGCAACCAUCGCACAGGGCUGCUCUCCGAAAUCUCUCAAAUGCCUCCUCUUCAGCAUCUUCAUUUGCCGAAUCACUGCAGGGCUCUCUUCGUCAUGACAGUCAAGGUACUUUUGGCGCAUCGUCAUCGUCCUUCGGGCCUAGUCCCAACGUCUCUGGCGUUAGUAUAAGCGCCGACGACACGCCUCCCCACGGAACGCCUGGAACUGAACCCAUGUUCAACUUCAGGAGCCUUGCGGAAGUGAUCACCAAGGAAGACGGCAAGAACGUGGACGAACCGCAGCAUAUUGAGGAUGUUGGGAAGGGCAGGGUGGAUGACCCAGAGCCGGAGCGGAGCCAGGCUUUUGUCGCGGACGAUGCGAACGGAGAGCCGGCGAUGCCAGCUCCAGAUAUUGCUAUACGGCCUCCAGAGGCUCCCAAAAUACCCGAGAUCGAGCCCACCUCACCUCUGGAGGAGAGCGUGAUGACGCUAAAGCCGACGCAACCGGCCGCUGCCGCUGAGGAGGAUGAAGACGAAAUCAGCUCCGCUCCUCCCGUUGAACUCGUGUCGAAUCACCCCAACCAUCUGGAUCAGAAGCACAUUGGGGACGUCAGCAUGGUGGACAGGAUAGGGGGGCACCAGCCUACCCAGUAA
Molecule: messenger RNA, 2670 nt
Organism: Trematosphaeria pertusa
Lineage: Eukaryota; Fungi; Ascomycota; Dothideomycetes; Pleosporales; Trematosphaeriaceae
Exons: 2
Coding region: 1-2670 (889 amino acids)
Cellular component (GO): cytoplasm
Source: RefSeq, a predicted model, not a curated record